AUGGCGGCCCCAUCAAUAACGGUAUUCCCUACCCGCAAGAUCUCCAAGAUCAACCGAAACAUCUACUCGGGCUUCACGGAGCACAUGGGUCGGUGCAUCUAUGGCGGGAUAUAUGAUCCCACAAAUCCCUCCAAAGACCUGGUCGACUCUGAGGGGUUUCGAAAGGACGUGAUCGAGGCCCUGAAGCCGCUCGACAUCCCUGUCUUUCGGUACCCGGGAGGAAACUUCUGCGCCACAUACCACUGGCAGGACGGGAUCGGGCCGCGAGACCAGCGGCCCUCCCGACCGGAAUUGGCGUGGGACAACAUCGAGACGAACCACUUCGGCACGGACGAGUUCAUGGCGUGGUGCAGGGCUGUGAACGCCGAGCCCUAUUUGUGUCUGAACUUCGGGACCGGCACGCUCGACGAGGCCAUGGCGUGGGUCGAGUACUGCAACGGCACCAAGGACACCUAUUGGGCAAACCAGCGGCGGAAAAAUGGCCACGACGCGCCGUACAAGGUCAAGUACUGGGCGCUGGGAAACGAAGUGUGGGGGCCGUGGCAGGUCAACCAGAUGACCCAGGAAGCAUACGCCGAGCGCGCCCUCCAGUGGGCGAAGGCGUUGAAGCUGCUCGACCCGAGCAUCGAACUCAUCCUGUGCGGCAAAGAGGGGCCCUCAAGCUGGGACUAUUAUACGCUGAAGUACUGCCUGCAGCCGGCCGGGCUGAGCGACCUGGGCGAGGAGCGCGUGCCGCUGAUCGAUAUGCACAGCAUCCACUUGUACACGGCGAGCACCGACCAUUACGAGAACAUGACGGCCCCGCUGGCCGCGGAGCGCAACAUCGAAGUGUGCUCGGGGCUGAUCGAUUUGGCCUUCGUCGAGAACAAGAUCCCGCCAGGCCAGAAGCGGCCGACUAUCUGCUUCGACGAGUGGAACGUGUGGCUGCCCACGCGUGCCGUCGGCAGCAAGGGCGCCGAGGAGACGUACACGCUCUCGGACGCGCUGGCUGUGGCGGUGUGGCUGAACGUGCUGGUGCGCAAGUCCAAGGAUGUAGGGAUGGCGUGCAUCGCACAGAGCGUCAACGUCAUCAGCCCCCUGAUGACCACGGAGACGUGCAUCAUCAAGCAGACGACCUGGUGGCCCUACGAGCUGUUCUGCCGCUUCAUGAAGGGCCACCAGAUCGCCGUGCACCUCGAAUGCGACGCCUACACGGGACCGACGAGGCCGGAGUGGGUGAGAGCCCUCAAACCGACGCCGUGGCUGGACGUGAGUGCCACGCUCGACGACGAGGGCUGGGUCAACCUUUGCGUGGUCAACAUCCACGCCGAGCAGGACCUCAAGACGACUCUCGGAGGCGUGGAUGCCUCGUCAUAUGGUGAGGUCUACACGGUCACGGGGGCCAAUCUCAACGUCACAAACAUGGAGGGCAAACAGGAGGUCGCGUUGCAGAAGUCGGGAUGGGAUCCCAGCAAGUCCUCGACGUUCGUCUUCCCCAAGAGUUCUAUGACGAUGCUGAGGUGGAAAGCCUUCUAG
This is a messenger RNA of Fonsecaea erecta, 1515 nucleotides long. RefSeq lists its product as hypothetical. The coding region runs from base 1 to 1515 and encodes 504 amino acids. The record is from RefSeq and is a predicted model, not a curated record. The transcript has a single exon. Gene Ontology annotation, molecular function: alpha-L-arabinofuranosidase activity. NCBI's taxonomy places the organism in Eukaryota, Fungi, Ascomycota, Eurotiomycetes, Chaetothyriales, Herpotrichiellaceae. Gene Ontology annotation, biological process: polysaccharide catabolic process; L-arabinose metabolic process.